Molecule: messenger RNA, 843 nt
Organism: Salpingoeca rosetta
Lineage: Eukaryota; Choanoflagellata; Craspedida; Salpingoecidae
Exons: 5
Coding region: 1-843 (280 amino acids)
Biological process (GO): proteasome-mediated ubiquitin-dependent protein catabolic process
Molecular function (GO): endopeptidase inhibitor activity; proteasome binding
Source: RefSeq, a predicted model, not a curated record
AUGGAUGUGGCCCGCGUACGACUGGUGUUUGCGUCGUUGACGCCUCGCAGCGCAAGGCAGGCUGUCAUCGCGCUGCACCACUCGCUCGUGCUCACACACGGAUGGCAGGAGGUGCCGGAGAAACGGGGCGGGUGGGAGCCAGAAGGCGACGUAGCCACAUUUCACUACACAAAGGAUGGCAAUGAAGCCAUGAUGAAGGCACUUCAAAUGGAUGACCAGCUCGUGUUCCACUUCCAGAUUGGUGGGCGUGACGUCAAGACUGUGGAGUGCAAGGUGCACACUAUUGUAAAUGGCGGCACAGACUGCGCAGAUCCAGACCGCUGCUUAUCCCUCGACGCCUUUGCUGCUGCAACAUCCUUUGUCGACACCGUGUUUCCCAGGCCACCAGCGGCGCGGCGUGCAGAUGAUGACGAGGAGCGCGGUGGCCGUGGUGUCGGUCGCCUGGGCGGAGACUCGCAGCCAAACCCAGAUGUGCCGCCAAGCAUGCUGCGCCCGCCGCAAACCCAGCCGCCAGCCUCCAUCUACGACAUUGGGCGCAGUGACAUUGACCCGAACCUCGGCAUGUACAGCCAGCCAACACCGCCCGGCCACGGCAUGUUCAUGGGGCCUGAUCACCCCUUGUUCCAGGGCGGCGUUCCUGACACAGACGUGCGCACCGGGUUCCCGCCGGGCUCUGUGCCACCUGGCGCACGCUUCGACCCCGUCACGCCGUUUGCUGACCCGCGCGACCCCGCUGGCCGUGGCCGUGGCCGUGGCCGUGGAAGGGGAGGCGGCGGCCUGGCCUUUGGCGAACCAAACCCAGACCACUUCCGGCCACCCCGGGGCUUUGACCCCUUUAUGUGA